GUAUCUUCUCCUGUCAUUUCUUCAGUAUGAAUACUUGUACUUCCAUAAAACCCUAUAAUCACUUCACAAAAUCAGGGCUUUUCCUGAUCCUAAUUGGGAAUUUCAUCAGCCAUGUGGUGUUCAACGUAUGUCACCUCAUUCAGUUUUCUCAUCUUCGUCUUCAGUGGUUUGUUAUCUACUUCUCUAUCAUCUACUGUUGGAGUUGAUCACAUUUCUCAGCUUCUCAAAAUUCAGGACAAAGAAAGAGCUUCGCCUUUGGUUCAAGUAGCUGCUGCUCAAGGGGUUCUUCGUAGGCUCCUUCCGACUCAUUCUUCGAGUUUCGAGUUCUAUAUUGUCUCUAAGGAGCUAUGUGGAGGAAAGUCUUGCUUUAUUAUCAGAAACCAUCCGUCUUACCGAACAAAAGGGGGUCCUGAAAUUACAAUCGGAGGCUCAAGUGGAGUAGAACUGUCAGCUGGUCUUCACUGGUAUCUGAAGAAUUGGUGUGGAUCUCAUAUAUCUUGGGAUAAAACUGGUGGUGCACAACUGUAUUCAGUGCCUAAACCAGGAUUGCUUCCCCGUGUUCUAGCCGCCAGAGUGCUGAUUCAGAGACCCGUUCCUUGGAAUUACUACCAGAAUGCUGUUACAUCUAGUUACACAUUUGCCUGGUGGGACUGGGAUAGGUGGGAAAAGGAAAUUGACUGGAUGGCACUUCAAGGUAUCAAUUUGCCUUUAGCAUUUACCGGGCAAGAGGCUAUUUGGCAAAAAGUAUUCCAGAUUUUUAAUAUCAGCAAUUCAGAGUUGAGUACUUUCUUUGGUGGACCUGCAUUUCUUGCAUGGUCGCGUAUGGGGAAUUUACAUGGGUGGGGUGGGCCACUACCACAGAGUUGGCUUGAUCAGCAGCUGUUUAUGCAGAAGAAAAUUCUUGCUAGAAUGUUUGAACUGGGAAUGACUCCAGUUCUCCCAGCCUUUUCUGGAAAUGUUCCUCCAGCAUUGAAAUCCAUAUUUCCAUCAGCAAAGAUAACACGCCUGGGAAAUUGGUUCACAGUCGGCGGCGACUCUAGGUGGUGCUGCACAUAUCUUCUUGAUGCAACUGAUCCCUUGUUCAUUGAGAUUGGGAAAACAUUCAUCGAGCAACAACUGAAAGAAUAUGGUAGGAGCGGCCACAUAUACAACUGUGACACUUUUGAUGAGAACACUCCUCCAGUGGACGAUCCAGGCUACAUCUCCUCCUUAGGUGCAGCAAUAUAUAAGGGAAUACAAAGUGGUGAUGCUGAUGCCAUUUGGCUAAUGCAGGGGUGGUUGUUUACAUAUGAUCCUUUUUGGAGGCCACCACAAAUGAAGGCGCUUCUACAUUCCGUUCCUAUUGGGAAACUGGUCCUCCUCGAUCUAUUUGCUGAAGUAAAACCCGUAUGGAUUACUUCAGAGCAGUUUUAUGGAGUUCCUUACAUCUGGUGUAUGCUGCAUAAUUUUGCUGGAAAUAUCGAGAUGUAUGGGGUUCUAGAUGCAGUAGCAUCUGGACCUGUUGAAGCUCGAAUCAGUGAGAACUCAACCAUGGUUGGUGUGGGAAUGUCCAUGGAAGGUAUCGAACAGAAUCCUGUGGUAUAUGAUCUAAUGUCUGAAAUGGCAUUUCAUCAUAAGAAAGUUGAUGUAAAGGCAUGGAUUGAUUUGUAUCCAAUGAGACGAUAUGGUAGAUCAAAUCCAUUAAUAAAAGACGCGUGGAAUAUAUUGUAUCACACAGUCUAUAACUGCACUGAUGGAGCCUAUGACAAAAAUAGGGAUGUGAUUGUGUCGUUCCCAGAUGUUGAUCCAUCCUUCUUUUCUCUAGAAGAAACAUCCACUAUAGAACCAGCUCAUGGUUUAAUUGAACAAGUAUCUAGCAGACAAUCGAAGAAGAAUGUGAAGAAUUCUUUUGAGCGACCACAUUUGUGGUAUUCAACUGCAGAUGUUAUACAUGCAUUAGAACUUCUCCUUGAGAAUGGGGCUAAACUAUCAGAAAUUCAGACUUACAGGUAUGACAUUGUUGACCUCACACGACAAUCGUUGGCAAAAUAUGCGAACAAAGUGUUUUCAAAGGUUAUACAAGCAUACGGAUUAAAGGAUAUCGGUAGAGUUUCUCUCUACAGCCAGCAUUUUCUGGAUGUCGUGAAUGACAUGGACACUCUUUUAGCUUGCCACUAUGGGUUUCUUUUAGGACCCUGGUUAGAGAGCUCAAAGAAGCUUGCUCAAAACCCAGAACAGGAAAAACAGUUUGAGUGGAAUGCAAGAACUCAAGUAACAAUGUGGUUUGACAACACAAUGAACGAAGCCAGUCUGCUUCGUGAUUACGGAAACAAGUAUUGGAGUGGACUCCUACGAGAUUACUACGGUCCCCGGGCAGCUAUCUAUUUCAGAUGCUUGCUAGAGAGUUUAGAGAAGGGUCAAGGGUUUUCCUUGAAUGAAUGGAGGAAGAAGUGGAUCAAGCUGACCAAUGAUUGGCAGAACAGUAGAAACAUAUACACAGUGAAAAGUAGAGGUGAUGCUUUCAACACCUCUAGAUGGAUCUAUGACAAGUACCUUCGGAACAAUGAUGUACAUGACCAUGAAGCUUUUAUGGAAACAGAAGGUCUAAGUCGAGCAUGAUUGUAUCCAUGAUAUCUAUGUACAAGUCUAGUAGUAGUCUGAGCGGAGGUGCUAGGCGUUGGGGCGUGCAAUAUGUAACUGCAUCUUUUUGCGGUAUUCUCGUGGUUGCACUGUAAUGAGGCAAUUCACUAGUCGCAAGGGUCAUGGUUCUGUUGUUUGUCAUGCUAUAUAGAUAGAUAGUCGUGUUUGGUGCUCUCUCACGGGUACUCUAUUCUUAAAGCUUCACAAAUCGUGAAAACGAUACUACUUCCGUUUCACGAAAAGUGAUACUUUUCAUUAUUUUAUUUUUUU
Molecule: messenger RNA, 2889 nt
Organism: Papaver somniferum (opium poppy)
Lineage: Eukaryota; Viridiplantae; Streptophyta; Magnoliopsida; Ranunculales; Papaveraceae
Product: alpha-N-acetylglucosaminidase-like
Exons: 17
Coding region: 112-2598 (828 amino acids)
Source: RefSeq, a predicted model, not a curated record